AUGUCUCCCAUUCCUCGAAAUCUUGUCAAGUUCACACAACGAAUUCGUAAUCCUUCUUUGCGCAAUCUCACCCUCAGUCUCAUUGAAGACGCCUCCCAGAAGUCUGAUUUAGCGCACUUUACCAUCGCUAUUCUCAAAAAUCCAUCGCACACGAGUCAUACCGACCUCAAGCCGCACGCCACUGCACUAUUUGCAACUGAGGAACAGUUCAAGAACAACAAGGCCCAGACAGCUCAUAUCUACCACGAUGAACAGGGGCGCUAUACUGGCCAUGUAUUGUACCAGGAAAGAGAUAACAAAUCGUCGGACGAGUGA
This is a messenger RNA of Aspergillus affinis, 315 nucleotides long. RefSeq lists its product as uncharacterized. The coding region runs from base 1 to 315 and encodes 104 amino acids. The transcript has 2 exons. The record is from RefSeq and is a predicted model, not a curated record. NCBI's taxonomy places the organism in Eukaryota, Fungi, Ascomycota, Eurotiomycetes, Eurotiales, Aspergillaceae.